UGCGACCCGGAACCCUCGAUCUUGGCCUGCCAGACUGGCUGGAUUCGGCUACGGCGCAAUAUUGGUUCUCGCCCUGCUGCUGGCCUUCUAUUUAGGGUGGAUACUGUCUCCAAAGUCCCCAGGAAAGGUACAUGUUGAUACGGCCUGGUCCGAAUUAAAGAGUCAAAUAAGACGUGUUCCAUACACCUUUGACCCCCAUUUCGUAACGCCCCCUUCGGAGUAUAUGGGACAGCCAAACCCGGAGUUGGAUAAGAAAUGGUAUCAUCUUGCAGGACUGCGUAACUUUGCGGUUGACCAAGAGACUCUGGCUCGCGCAAAUAAGUCAAGGGCCGCCGUACAAUGGCCUGGUACCCAGAAGUAUCAGGCUGGCCUGGAAGCCUUCCACCAGUUACAUUGUCUAAACUAUAUCCGGAUGUAUACGUAUAUGGACUACUAUAGUAAGAUAGACUUCGAUAUGCUCCAGGAACCGCUUGAGGAGCGAACCGAGCACAAAGAUCACUGUAUCGACGUACUCCGUCAGCAAUUGAUGUGUGCACCCGACCUGAACAUUUAUACGUUUCAUUGGACUAAGCACUCGCCUGUGCCAUUCUUCGAUUUAAGCACGAACCACGAAUGUAUUGACUGGGAACGGUUCGACUCGUGGACUACUGGGCAGAUGGUCCACGAGGGUGUCCCUCAGAAGCCUGCUGAUCAUGACGAUUUUUUGGACUAGUAUGAUAAAUGGGUCUGCUCUGUGGAGCCUAUUCCUUGUUGGUUACGAGAUAUCUCAACUAAAGGCAGGCAUAAGUUACUAUUUCUCUUUCUCG
Molecule: messenger RNA, 806 nt
Organism: Colletotrichum phormii
Lineage: Eukaryota; Fungi; Ascomycota; Sordariomycetes; Glomerellales; Glomerellaceae
Exons: 5
Coding region: 224-712 (162 amino acids)
Biological process (GO): mycotoxin biosynthetic process
Source: RefSeq, a predicted model, not a curated record